Messenger RNA from Populus trichocarpa (black cottonwood), 1404 nucleotides. Its product is annotated as F-box protein SKIP8. The record is from RefSeq and is a predicted model, not a curated record. The coding region runs from base 211 to 924 and encodes 237 amino acids. Lineage: Eukaryota; Viridiplantae; Streptophyta; Magnoliopsida; Malpighiales; Salicaceae. Gene Ontology annotation, molecular function: protein binding. The transcript is spliced from 3 exons.
ACAACGACCCCCCCCCCCCCCCCCCCCCCCUCCCAUCCCUCCCUCACUCUCUACUCUGCAACAAAAGAGUUCGACGACUCCGUUUCUUCUAGGGUUUCCAUGAAAAACCAAGACGACACCACCCUCUCAAAUAAAACGGCACUGAUUUUUUCAAAAAUACGGUUUCAUGUUCUUCAUUUGUGAAAUCUCACUCGCUUUCAUGUCUUGUAAAUGGAGAUUACUGCCUUUAAUUUCACUCUCUCUGAAUCUUUCCUCAUAGCCUCAUCUCUUACCCUCCUCUCUCUCUCACUUGCUCUCCUCACUCUCCGAUCAAAAUCUCCCAAGUCGAAACUCACCGUCCAUUCAUCCACGCCAGCAGCAUCAACAUCCAAGACGAGAACCUGCAGGUGUUGCUGUUCUUGUAUCGGUGAGAUUGGAAGUGAUAAUAGUAAGGAUUCUGUUACGGCGGGGAAGUACGUGAACGGUGUUGGUGCGGCGGAGGAUAUGGUGGUGGAUAAGCAGACCGGAGCUUCGAUGAUGGAGCAGUUAGUGCCGGAGAUUACAACGCACGCGCUUAGUUAUUUGGAUUAUCCAAGUUUGUGUAGGUUGUCGAUGACUAAUUCAUUGAUGCGUAAAGCUGCUAAUGAUGAUAAUGCGUGGAAGGCGCUGUAUCAUAAGGAUUUUACAUUGGAACAAGGUAGUGUGACUCCUGUUAUUGGGUGGAAGGCUUACUAUGCGGUUACAAGAGCCAUUGUGAAUGUCAAUACAGAAUUCUUUAACAUCAUUAGAGAAAGGUCUCUUCAAGCAAUGAGUCAAUUAUGGCUUAAUUCAGAUUAUGUGAAGUGCACCCAUGCAUCUGGGGAAAAUUUUUCAGGAGUAAUCAAUCUGCUUAGCUUGGGCUACAGGAAUUUGGUAGAUGUGGGAAUAUGUGGCUUGGUAGAGUAAAUAUGAACAAACUAGUAAUGUUAGAGAUGUACUCGCAUCCAUUGGAAAAGCAGAUGAGGGGUGAGGUUCUCUCAUCCUAUUUGAUAAGGAAUAUAGGAAACCGGAUUUUAAAAUAGGAACUAGAUGUUAGGAAUGAGAACUCUAUUAUAUCCCAAAAUUAAUUUGCCUUUGUAACUUUUGAAGUCAUGGUAAUUGGAAAGAAGUGAUCAACACGCAGGAGAUGAUUUCUUAGAUAGUAUGAGCGAGUCACCUCAAGCACAAGUAUAUUUGGAUGCAGUUUUACACUUGUCAAUUAAUGAAAUGGUAGGAGAGAUAAUCAUAGGAUUUUUUAUUCUUUAAUCACCUAGCAUUGAUUCCAAGUUGAUGAAAUGGCAAUUGGAUCAAAUAAAGUAAAAAUGAGAAUUAAAAUAGUGAGGUUAUUUAUUGUAUUGGUGACUUAUUUUAUGCAGUAUUCAAAACUUGUUUGCUUUUAAUGUUUGA